Molecule: messenger RNA, 1479 nt
Organism: Macrosiphum euphorbiae (potato aphid)
Lineage: Eukaryota; Metazoa; Arthropoda; Insecta; Hemiptera; Aphididae
Source: the annotation of a GenBank genome assembly
AUGGAGAAACGGACAGUCUUAUGGUACAUGACUUUCUGGGGGUUUGCUAUUAAUUACAUGUUUCGAAUGAAUAUUAAUAUAGCAAUCGUGUCAAUGAUUAAACAUUCAAUAUCAAAAACCAAUGUAACUAUUAUACAAUACGAGUGCCUCAGCAAGACUGAACAGUUGACGUCGAACAAUACUUUAGCACAAAAUAUAUUAAUGGUGGACCUAAAUGACAAUAAAUUCGAAUGGAACGAACAUCAGCAAAAUUUAAUACUUGGUGCAUUUUUCACAAUGAACUGGAUCAUGCAGUUACCAGGUGGAGUCUUGGCACAACGAUAUGGUACGAAAACCGUGUUUGGUAUCAGCAACGGUGUGGCGGCGAUAUUGUCAUUUGCAGUACCUGCAUCGGCAAAAUUCAACUAUAAAGCACUCGUGGUUGUUAGAGUUGUUCAAGGACUCAUAUCCGGUGGUGUAUGGCCUUCAAUGCACACAAUGACCGCUAAUUGGAUACCGGCACACGAGAGAAGUCGAUUUGUUUCGGCGUAUUUAGGAAGUUCGAUUGGCACAGCAGUAACAUAUAUCAUGUGUGGAUAUCUCAUCGCCACGUUUGGCUGGGAGAGUGUAUUUUAUGUUAGCGGAGGACUUGGUCUAUUAUGGUAUAUUUUUUGGGUUUUACUGGUCUAUGAUACUCCUGCCAAACAUCCUACUAUCAGUAUUAGAGAAAAAACAUACAUAGAAGAUUGCAUUGGUAAAACCAUCCAAACUAGAUCAAAACCGUUACCGAUACCUUGGAAAUCAUUACUUUCAUCUAAAGCACUGAUGAUUAAUUUAGUGACUCAAACUGGAGGUAUCUGGGGCUUAUUCACACUUGCAGCUCAAGCUCCAUCAUAUUUUAACUUUAUCUUAGGUUUAAAUAUAAAACAGACAGGUUUAUGGUCUGGAAUGCCUCAUUUUGUUCGAUGGGCGUUUUCUUUUGGAUUUAGUAUGAUAUGCGAUCGUUUGGUGAAAUCUAAAAGAAUGUCUAUGACCAAUGUACGCAAAAUGGCCACAUUAUUUUGUAAUGUUUUACAAGGGUUAUUUAUUUUGGGUCUUUGUUAUUCUGGAUGUGAUUCAGCGGUCGCAGUAAUCAUGCUUUUCAGCGCAACUGCUGUAAACGGCGCAAUAUCUUCUGGAGCACUCGCUGCAGUGGUGGAUAUUGCUCCAAAUUAUGCAGGAGUAAUUCAAGGAAUUAUUGGAACUGUUGCCUCGUCCACAGGAUUUAUAUCACCCAUAAUUGUGGGUUAUUUAACCUUUAAUCAGCAAACAUUGAGUCAAUGGUGUAAAGUAUUUCAUUUAUCUGGAGCAAUAUGCAUAUGUACUGGGUUAAUUUACAUAUUUUUUGGAACAUCUGAUAUACAAAAAUGGAAUACAUACAACGAUCCAGUUGUAAAUGAAAAAGAAUUGAAAUCAAUUGUUAAGAAACCUCCUAAUAGUUCUUACGCUAUGGACACUUAA